AUGCAUAGUGUUGACUGGAACGUCAAGGAAGGUGAACGAAUCGAGCCAGUCACCGUUUGUGCCAUUGUGCGAGGACCGAUGAGAAAACUCCUCCUCGGUGAACGAGUGGCUUUGAACAUUCUAGCUCGGUGCUCAGGAAUUGCAACAAAGACUGCAGCCCUUCUUACCAUCCUUCGUGGCCAGGGCUGGAAAGGUAUACUGGCAGGCACUCGCAAAACAACGCCAGGAUUCCGUAUCGUUGAGAAAUACGGAAUUCUCGUUGGCGGUGCUGAUCCUCACCGCCACGAUCUCAGCUCCAUGACUAUGUUAAAGGAUAACCACGUCUGGGCAUGCCAUAACAAGAGCCAGGCCAACACAGGUGCAAGUGAAACCCCCAGUGCAGAUGUAAGCACUAUUGCCAAAGCUAUACCCUCUGCAGUCCAAGCUGCUCGUGCAACUGCCGGCUUUUCUACCAAGGUUGAAGUAGAAUGUCGUAGCAUCGAAGAGGCAAAUGCUGCCAUCAGUGCAGGUGCUGAUGUUAUCAUGCUGGAUAAUUUUACUGCUGACGGGGUGCGGGCUGCGGCAAAGCAGCUGAAGGACGAGUGGUAUGCGAAGGGCAAACCACGCGGAACUUUCCUUGUGGAAGUCAGCGGUGGGUUGAACGAGACCAAUGCUGCAAAGUUCGUGUGCGAUGAUGUGGACAUUCUGUCUACAAGCAGCAUCCAUCAGGGUGUUGGAAUCAUUGACUUCUCGUUGAAGGUAUCGCUGAGAUAG
Trichophyton benhamiae CBS 112371 is the source of this 753-nucleotide messenger RNA. RefSeq lists its product as uncharacterized. Lineage: Eukaryota; Fungi; Ascomycota; Eurotiomycetes; Onygenales; Arthrodermataceae. The record is from RefSeq and is a predicted model, not a curated record. Bases 1 to 753 code for a protein of 250 amino acids. Gene Ontology annotation, molecular function: nicotinate-nucleotide diphosphorylase (carboxylating) activity. The transcript is spliced from 2 exons. Gene Ontology annotation, biological process: NAD+ biosynthetic process; quinolinate catabolic process. Gene Ontology annotation, cellular component: cytoplasm.